Messenger RNA from Solanum stenotomum, 1623 nucleotides. Its product is annotated as late blight resistance protein R1-A-like. Gene Ontology annotation, molecular function: ADP binding; alpha-tubulin binding. The coding region runs from base 1 to 1623 and encodes 540 amino acids. The record is from RefSeq and is a predicted model, not a curated record. Gene Ontology annotation, biological process: protein folding. The transcript is spliced from 2 exons. NCBI's taxonomy places the organism in Eukaryota, Viridiplantae, Streptophyta, Magnoliopsida, Solanales, Solanaceae.
AUGAUAGCCCGAAAAUGUGAUGGGCUUCCUUUGGUACUUGAUCUAAUCGGUGGAGUCAUUUCAAGGAAGGAAAAGAAAGAGGCUUUGUGGCUUGAAGUUCUGAAUAAUUUGAGUUCCUUUAUUUUUAAGGAUGAAGAGGAAGUGGUGAAGGUUAUACAAUUAAGUUAUGACCAUUUGUCAGAUCACGUAAAGCCAUGUUUGGUUUACCUUGCAAGUUAUCCAAAGGACAAAGAUAUAAUGAUCUCUGAGUUGAAAGAUUUGUGGAUUUCUCAAGGACUUGUGGAGCAGAUUGAGAUGAAAAGUGCAGAAGAAGUAGUGGAUGAGUUAAUUUCCAGUAGUUUGGUAAUACCUUUCGAUAAUUCUAUUUGCAAAAUUCAUGAUCUUGUGCAUGACUUUUGUUAUAUAAAAUCUAGAAAGGAAAAGUUGCUUCACUUCAUAGAAGGUUUAGAAGCUCCGUCUUCCUCUUCUUCUUCGGAUCUUAUGCCACGUGGAAUUAUCAUUCAUUUUGAUGGAUUUACAAUUUGUUUGAAUGGAAAUUUUGCGGUGUUUAAUCCAGAAAAGAAGAAUCCUUAUGUUAAACACCUCCUCUCUCUGAAGGUCUAUGAGAGUCAUCUUCCCCCCAAGAGUUAUCUGAAGCUCUAUGAGAGUUAUCUGAAGGUCAACAAGUGUCACCUAAAACACUUGAGGCUUCUCAAAAGUUUGGAUUUGAAGGGCAUAACAAUGAAAGAUUAUUUGCUGAAUGAAAUCGGUAUGCUCGUUCAUUUGAAAUACUUAAUCAUUCAGACGAGGGCAAAAGCUCUCCCUCCGUCAUUUUCAAACCUCUGCAAUCUAGAAACUAUGGUGGUGGACUCGGAGGGAUCAUGCAUGGUACUAUCGCCUUGGUUUUGGAGUCUUGCAAAGCUACGAGAUGUGCGGAUGAAGUGUUGUUCUCUCUUUGAUCCAACUGUGUUAGACGAGGAGUCAAGGUUAGAAAAUUUGAGAACAUUACGUAAGCUCUACCUUCCCGGUUUAGAAGACACGGAGGAUAUUAUUUUCAAAAGGUUUCCUAAUCUUCAAAACCUUGAAGUCUCUAUCGGACAACUACCAGAUUGUUCAGCAGGGAAGAUAUGUUUUCCAAGAUUGGAUGUCCUUAACGAACUUGAAGAACUCCACUUAUCUGCUUCUCCUUUGGGUUCAUUCAAUGAAUAUACACAUGGCUUCCCUUUGAGCUUGAAGAAAAUGACGUUGCAAUGGCUCUCUCUGACAUCCGAUACACUUUCAAGAAUUUCUAGACUACCCAACCUUCAAGAACUAAUUCUAGAAGACACAAUCAUUGAGGAGGGGAAAGAAUGGAACAUGGAAGAUCUCACCUUCCAGAAACUCAAAUCUCUACAAUUGGAUAGAUUAGAAUUUUCUGAAUGGCAGGUUGAUGCAGAGAAAUCCUUUCCCGUGCUCGAGAAACUACAUAUAAAUGGAUGUGAUAAGCUUAUGGACAUCCCAGACAGUUUUGGAGAUAUUGCGUCAUUAGAGCUUAUCGUAUUAUGGUUCAGCCCUCAGCUUAGAGAGUCGGCUAUCAAUAUUAAGGAAUAUGUUGAAGAAAUGACUGGAGAAGACAAGCUUGAGAGAGAUCAUAUCAACAUGUAA